Didymodactylos carnosus is the source of this 3804-nucleotide messenger RNA. The record is from the annotation of a GenBank genome assembly. NCBI's taxonomy places the organism in Eukaryota, Metazoa, Rotifera, Eurotatoria, Philodinida, Philodinidae.
CUCGUUUAAUGUCAAAAUCUGCAUCUAGCUCUUUUCUUCCGCGAACCUCAAAAGAUUGGAAUGAACUACCUUCUGUUUUAGCCUCUCAAACUUCUUUAGCCACAUUCAAAAAUAUGCUGCGAGGUUAUUCAGGCUUUUAAUAAUAUUAUUUUGUUUACUUAUUUAUAUUUUUAAAUUUUUAGUUUUAGGUUAUCACAGGGUAUCCACGAAUGCCACAAGAUUUUGUUUCUUUUUUUUUGUGAUAUCCUGCUCUUUAGUAAAAUAAAUCUUAUCUUAUGUAUCUUACCUAAAAUUGAUUGAAUUGACUCCUGUUUCAUUAUUAUACACUCAUUCAGAAACAUUUUUCUUUUUAAUAUCAGAGCAAGUUCUGUAGCAAGUAUCAAUGUCAAUGAUCCAUUGAUUUCGUCAUUUAACAACUUAUUAUCCAAUAGUUUUUCUCAUUUGGACGCUAUUGAACAAUUACUUCGUUUAUCAUCAGAAACGUUUGCAAAAUUACCAACAUCAAGUGAAAAGUCGUCUAAAUUCAAUUCAUCGUAUUUAAAUACUUGUCAACGUGAUUUACAAUAUUUUGGUAUUAUUCUUAUUGAACUUAUUUUACUUAGUAAACAUCAUUUUAUUCCAAUUAAUAUAAAUGCUACCGAACGUUUAACCAUUGUUCAAAAACUAUUAAUUGAUCAAUGGCAUCUUAUACCAACACCGUUUCGUGCUUGUUUACAACUUCUAUUUAACAUUAGUGAAAAUGAUGAUCGAUUAUUCACAAAUGCUCCAUACUAUAUCACUGCUGGAUAUCUUUUAAAUUAUUGGACAACACCAUUACCAUUUCCAUUUUAUUUUGAUGAUUUAUAUCGAUUUUUACAUGAAUUUGAAUUAAUUGAUCGUGAAAUAGCCAGACAACAUGAUAAUAUAAUUAUUCAACGUCGUUUAUAUUGUAAAAAAGUCAAUUUAUUAACAAAGUCAAUACCAAAUUUACUAUUAUCAAUGCAGACACAUAAUUAUGAACUUUUAUUACCAUAUAUACUCGAUUCAUUUCGUCAUCCAGUUUAUGGUGUACAAAUUAUUUAUGAAUUAUUUAAUUCUACUGCAUUAGUUCUUGGUCCAGAUGAAUGUCGAAAACAUUUAUUACCAUUAAUUCUUACAUUAUUAAAUCCAGAUAAAUGUUCAGCAUAUCAUUGGCGAUUAUUUUCAAAAAAUUUUUUAAUUCAACUAAUAUCUCGAUUUGGUUUAAAUCGUUUUUUAAAUAAUUUUACUGUUUUAAUUAUUGAAGCUUGUUCGGGUUUUAAAGAUAGUUUUCAAUUGAUUGAUAAUGUUGAAGUUCCAAGUACAGAUGUAGGUGGUGUACAGUGGAGUUUGGGAAAUAAUACUCAAGAUGAUUCAAUUUCAUUAAAUAAUGAUAAUAUUAAUGAAUUUAUUCGUCAAAGUCCAAUAGAAAUAGAAACAAAUGACGUUGAGAGCGUGGAAAAUUUCAUAGUGGAUAAUGAUAAUAUUUCGAAUAAUUGUGAAUUGGUAACAAUAUCUGAGACGGUUGUUGACAGCAUUCAUUAUUUCAUUUCAAAAUUAGGACCAGUUUUAGCUUGUAAACAAUUUGGACGUAAUUUACUUCGAAUGUUAACAUUGUGUUAUGUUGAUAAUGAACAAUUGGAACAAUUAACAUCUUCUGAAAAUCCAUUUAUGAGUAUAAGGCCAAUAAUUGGUGAUUUAAAUGCAAUGAAAAUUAUUGAAUGUUUAAAAUUAAUUGCACAAUUAUAUGGUGAACAAGUGAUUCUUUUAUUCUAUUUUCCAUAUUUAAUUGAAACGGUCAAAUCAGCAACACAACGUUUAACUAUUCGAACAGAAGCGGGUGUAUUAGCAGCAUUAGUUCUUUUGAAAUCUGUUUUACCAUUUCUGACCGAUGCAUCUUUAAUGAUUCAUCUUUCGGAUUUAAUCAAGUUACGUUUAAUUCAUCCAAUUAUUCAAUUAUUGUCAUCUACUCAUAUUCAUUUUCCAACAUACGAUCGUUCAAGGACCGUGUCUGUUUAUCGUGUAUUAGAUGUUUUAUUUUUAUUAAGUCUACGACUUGGUUAUGAAAAUACAAGAAUAUCUUUGAAUGAUUCAAUUCGUUUAUUUUUUAACGCGUUCAAUGUAGUUCAUGAUUACAUGGAACAUGUAUUGGUCAAUAAUCAUCUAUCAUCGAAUACUCAGACAAAUACAUCAUUAGGAUCACAAAAUGGUGAUAUGGAGAUGAACAACAAUAUCAACAACCUAAACGUAAAUGUCAACAGUACUGGAAGUGAAAGCGCUGAAGAUGAAUUUUGCCGUAUUACAAUUGAUAGUUUAACUCAUGAUUAUAAGAUUGGCUCUCCUGUUAGACCUCAUGGUUCAGUAGAGAUAAAUCAAAAGAAAGGACGAAGUCAUAGUCAUAGUUUAUUAGCACCGCCACCUAUCGAAGAUGAUUCUCAAGUUCACCAUCAUACGAGUGAAACAAUACAGGCUGAACUUCGUAAAACAUUUACAUCGGAAUUAGCAUGCAUUGCUUAUGUUCAGUUUUGUCGUUUAUGUGGAGAUCAUCAUAUGAAUUCAUUAGUAUCCAGAAACGAGUUUAUCAGUCGAUCGUUAUCAGACAAUGAACGUGGCGUUUAUUCAAAUAGCAUAACUUCGGUUGAUGAUGUUCAACAGCCUGCCUUUAAUGAGUCAAGUUUUGCUAGUAGUGUACUUAUUUCAAUUAGAGAUAAUGAUAUAAAACACACUCAACUUGAUGAAACUCGUUUUCUUCGAAAAAAUUGGUUAGCCUAUUGGGAACAUGAAGUUGGUAGAAGUGAAAAAGAUUCAGCAUUGAAUUUUAAACAAAUACAUUUACAAUCGUUUAUUGGACACACAAAUUGUGUACGAGCAUUACAUGUGUUGGACGAUGAAUCGACAUUUAUUAGUGGUGCAAGAGAUCGUACAGUGAGAAUAUGGCAAGUAGAAAAUCAAGGAGAAGGUUUUACAAAAGUUGAACAACGAUGGACAUAUACUGGACAUAAAAAAACGAUUUUCUCUGUUAAAUUUCUCGAUAGUUUACGAUUAGUUGCUUCUUGUGAUGGUUCCAUACAUGUAUAUGAUCCCUUUCGUGCCGUUUCCCAACCACUUUGGCGUCAUCAAAAUACAAAAGAAAAUCUUCCAUUUUCCGCUAUGACGUCAAUGGGUGCACCUAGUACUUUUUUACUAGCAGCGACCGGUGAUGUGUUAAGAUUUCUAGAUGUACGAACAAAAAAUGCAGCCUAUGAAUGGAAAUUAACACCCAGUCCUUUAGGUAAUAUUGAUGUAGGUGAAUCAAAUGAGUUAUUAUGUACCAUUUUUUUAUUAGGACAAAUUAAAACAAUUGCAACUAAUCCAAACAGUUAUAGUGCACUCGUUGGUUUCUCAACUGGUACUGUAUCGGUAUUUGACGUACGAUCAGGUAUUAUUCAAGGUACACUCAAGGUGCCUGAGGGGGAGAUACUUAAAGUAAACUUUUAUAGUCGAAAUAGAUUUUAUACAAGUUCUGCCGAUGGAUCAAUCUAUUUAUGGAAUACAAGAGAACUAUCAUCACCACAGCCUACAUUGUUGAAAUCACAUGUUGAUUCUGCACCGAUGGUAUCAUCGACAAAUAAUGAAAUAAUAGUUGGCACGACUACAAAUAAACUGUGUAUCUACUCAAAUUUGAAAUCGACAGCACAGAUUGAUUGUCAAUCCAGUAAACUUCAGUCGGAUAAUUUCAAAGGUAUAAUGUCAUCCAUGGGUCUGUUUCCGCUUAAUCGACUAUUUUUAUUUGGUUCCGAUACGGGUAAUAUUGAAUUGUUAUGUUAA